This is a messenger RNA of Camarhynchus parvulus, 391 nucleotides long. RefSeq names its product ATPase H+ transporting V1 subunit G3 (gene ATP6V1G3). Gene Ontology annotation, cellular component: vacuolar proton-transporting V-type ATPase complex. Gene Ontology annotation, biological process: proton transmembrane transport. The coding region runs from base 35 to 391 and encodes 118 amino acids. Gene Ontology annotation, molecular function: proton-transporting ATPase activity, rotational mechanism. The record is from RefSeq and is a predicted model, not a curated record. The transcript is spliced from 3 exons. Lineage: Eukaryota; Metazoa; Chordata; Aves; Passeriformes; Thraupidae.
UCUCCACAGAAGUUCACCAGCCCCAGCAAGCAGCAUGACCAGCCAGUCUCAGGGAAUCCAGCAGCUUUUGCAGGCAGAAAAACGUGCCAAGGACAAACUGGAGGAAGCCAAAAAAAGAAAGGGUAAAAGGCUGAAGCAGGCUAAGGAAGAAGCCACAGCUGAGAUAGACCACUACAGACUACAGAGGGAGAAGGAAUUUAGAAACAAGGAAACAAACGUAAUGGGCUCCCAAGGUAACCUCUCUGCCAAAAUAGAAGAGCAAACAACAGAAGCCAUCCGAAACCUCACAAGCAGCUACCACAGGAACAUGGAGAGCAUGAUGAAAAAGCUCUUGAGCACAAUAUUUGACAUCAGCCCUGAAAUUCACCCAAACUUCAGACCUGCAGUUUAA